Clarias gariepinus (North African catfish) is the source of this 2668-nucleotide messenger RNA. RefSeq names its product deoxynucleoside triphosphate triphosphohydrolase SAMHD1-like. Gene Ontology annotation, biological process: regulation of innate immune response; dGTP catabolic process; defense response to virus. The record is from RefSeq and is a predicted model, not a curated record. The transcript is spliced from 16 exons. Gene Ontology annotation, molecular function: dGTPase activity. The coding region runs from base 124 to 1704 and encodes 526 amino acids. NCBI's taxonomy places the organism in Eukaryota, Metazoa, Chordata, Actinopteri, Siluriformes, Clariidae. Gene Ontology annotation, cellular component: nucleus.
GUCUCAAUAUGUAAACGCACACGCGUCGCUUGUGCCAGGUUUUUACUUUCACUUUCAUUUCUCCUCGCAGAAUUAUAUGCCAUUACUCUGACCUGUUAACUCCAGAAUAAUAAAUCCAGCACUAUGACAAGCCAAAGGCACCGGAGCGAGGAGGAUGCACCGCGCCCCGAGAGCUUUAGAACAUCCAGGAAGAGAACGGCAGCCAUGACACAAAGAGAAAACCACCACUCAAAACAUCAACAGGAAGGCUAUGAUCAGAUUUCAACUGAACCCAAGGUGUUCAAUGACUUGAUCCACGGUCACAUUGAGCUGCACCCCCUGCUGGUGAGGAUCAUCGACACUCCUCAGUUCCAGAGACUGCGGAACAUUAAACAGCUGGGAGGAGCGUACUUUGUGUUUCCUGGAGCUUCACACAACCGCUUUGAACACUCCAUAGGUGUGGCGUAUUUGGCAGGCUGUCUCGUCAAAGCUCUGAGAGACAAACAGCCAGAGCUCGACAUCACCGAACAAGACGUCCUGUGUGUUCAAAUCGCUGGCUUGUGCCAUGACUUAGGUCACGGUCCAUUUUCUCACUUGUUUGACCGCAUGUUUAUUCCAAAAGUGCAUCCUGAUCUGAAAUGGGAGCAUGAGACUGGGUCAGUGAAGAUGUUUGAUCACCUGGUGAAGGUUAAUAAUCUGGAGCCUGUGAUGGAGGGAUAUGGUCUUUCUUUGCCCACUGACCUUGAUUUUAUCAAAGAACAAAUCACAGGAGAACUGGACCGCUCAGAAAUUAUGUACAAGGGCAGACCUACGGAAAAGGAAUUCUUGUAUGAGAUUGUGGCAAAUAAGAGAACCGGUAUUGACGUGGAUAAGUGGGAUUAUAUUGCCAGAGACUCGUAUCACCUGGGCAUCCAGACCAGCUCAGACCACCGCGGUUUCAUCAAGUUUACCCGAGUAUGUGAGGUCAAUGGGAAGAACAUUAUCUGUGUUAGUGACAAGAAAGUCAAAGAUGUAUACAACAUGUUUAACACACGAUACUCCCUACACCACGAAGCCUAUCAGGACAAAGUCACCACGGUCAUUGAGGAGAUGAUAUCAGAGGCCUUGGUUAAGGCUGAUCCUUACAUUCUAAUCAAGGGAUCAACUGGACAAUGCAGAAUGUCAGAGGCCAUAGAUGACAUGGAGGCUUACACCAAGCUCACAGAUCAUGUUUUUGAGCAGAUCUUGUACUCCUCUAAUGAAAACCUGUCCGAAGCUCAGUCCAUCCUGAAGAACAUUCUGUGCAGACGCCUGUACAAGUGUGUGGGACAGACAAAACCUAUAAAUGCUCAUGCGUCAAAGGACAAAUUUUUAAAGAUGGUGUACGAAUUGGCUGAAUCCAAACCAGAUGGCACUGAAGUGGACCUGAAGCCUGAGGACUUUGUAGUCAGUGUGUUUGGUUUAGAUUUUGGCAAGAACAAGAAAAAUCCACUCGACCAGAUCUGCUAUUUCUACAAUAGCAACAAUCCCACUAAAGCCUUUCAGAUCCCCCUGAACCAGGUGUACACACUGCUGCCAAACAUGCUUUCUGAGCAGCACAUUAAAGUUUACUGCAAACACACCGACAAGGAAAGAGUGGAAGCUGCAAAGAAAUACUUUGAGCAGUGGUGUAGGACGAACAUCAUAGCUCAGGAUGCUGAUAUACUUUCUCUCUCCUCUAAAGGAUGCCUAGUGAUCUCUGGUUGAUAAAAACAUGGAACGGGAAGCAAGGUUAACAAUGGAGCUAAAGUAAAGGAUCGUCACCAGAGACUGGGUGUUAUCAAUGAUACAACCCUCCUAUUACAUGUUUAAUCUACUGAUACUGAACAUCUUCAUCCUCAACAAGCUUUAUCAUCAGGAAAUAUUUGGUAUACCUCAAAUUUAUACGAGAUGUGACAUGCUAGUGCUUGGUCAAGAAUUUCAUCAAAUCCUCAGUCAGUCCGCACCACAUGAGUCUUUUUCCGUAAGGACUACUGCCAAUGUGAAUGAGCCUCUGGAGUCUAUCUAGGGACCAUGGAGGCCACUGGUGAUUUUCAUUGCUAUCACAAUAUUUUCAGGAAUCCUUUUCUUUCCUGAGCCAUUUUGGUUGCUCUCUGCUCUCCUACUCCUAGCCAUUCUUUGUUUUCAUCAACCCAUAUUCUUGCUGGUCUUCCUACUCUCUUUAUCAUCAAUUUGAUAAAUCUCUUUCCCAUCCUGCAUAUAUGUCCAAACAAACACAAUUUACACUUCUUAAUAACUUCACUAAUAGUUUUAGUCACUUUUUGGCACUUUUUUUUUUAUCUUUCUAUAACAUUUUAUUUUAUUUUGCAAUGUCCUUGUUCCUCAUUGUCCAUGUUCUACAGACAUAGAGUGGAAUACAGAAUAUAAGAACUUUAACUGAUAUAUUUCCACUUUUUCAGAUGCAAAAGUACUCUUCUAAUAAUUUCUUUUGAGCCGCUGGUAUAACUCAUUAUCAGACUGCACACGUAUACAAAACGGUCUUCACAUUCAUUUUUUCUCUGUCCAGCUGCAUGUGUGCUUUGUUGUCCCCCAUCAUCUUAAACGGUAUUCUUUUCUGCUUUCAUUUAACACAUUUAGCUACCAUUGAAGUCCAAGUGCAUUAUUGAGCAUGAAUGCACUUUAAUCAAGUUUUUCCGACUGCACAAUUAAAUUAUUUUGUUGUAUUAAGUGU